UCAAGCGAUUCGCGCGUAGUUUUCCUCUCAGCAGGCCUUACCGAACGACCGUUCGGGUCAUGUCCAAGAAAGGUGGUGCCGGCAAGGGUAAGAAGAAUGUCCCCACGGAAAGCAGUGCUCCAGCGCCGAAUACCGGACCCGUGCUGGUCGAUGCCAAAACAGGCAACUUGAUUGUGAAAAUAUUGGCAAAACCGGGCGCAAAAACGAGUGGGAUCACCGACGUAAGCGAGGAAGGUGUAGGCUGCCAAAUCGCUGCUCCACCAAUCGACGGUGAAGCUAACACGGAACUGAUAAGAUAUCUGUCCAAGCUGUUGGAACUGCGAAAAAGUGAUAUCAGCCUCGAUCGUGGAUCGAAAUCUCGCCAAAAGACGAUCGUAUUGGACAAGGAUGGGUGUCGUCAUACGCGCGAACAGUUACUUACGAUCUUCCGCACUGAGGCUUCAUCCGGCUCCUAGUUACGAUCGGUAGCGG
This is a messenger RNA of Anopheles aquasalis, 471 nucleotides long. RefSeq names its product UPF0235 protein C15orf40 homolog. The record is from RefSeq and is a predicted model, not a curated record. NCBI's taxonomy places the organism in Eukaryota, Metazoa, Arthropoda, Insecta, Diptera, Culicidae. Gene Ontology annotation, cellular component: cytoplasm.